AUGAGGUUAAAGUUGCAAGGAGAAUUCGAAGGACUCACCCAAAAGGAAUUCUUUUUCAGGGAUACAGAAAAUUUGCAAACUGUGAACAUCACGUUACGAGUACUUUUCCAUCCAAUGAGUCAAGAACUUCCCAGGAUCUUCACAACUCUAGGCAUUGAUUAUGAGGAUCGUGUCCUCCCUUCUAUCACAAAUGAAGUACUUAAAGCUGUUGUGGCUCAGUAUGAUGCUGGAGAACUCAUCACCCAUCGAGAAAAAGUUUCACGCAAUGUCAGUGAACAGCUUACAGAACGUUCAGCCCAAUUUGGAUUAAUCCUUGAUGAUAUAUCUAUUACUCAUCUGACCUUCGGCAAGGAAUUUACUCAAGCUGUUGAGCUUAAGCAGGUGGCUCAGCAGGAAGCAGAGAGAGCAAAAUUCUUAGUAGAAAAGGCAGAGCAAGAAAAAAAGGCAGCAAUUAUUAGUGCUGAUGGUGAUGCUUCAGCUGCUACAUUACUAGCCAAGUCAUUUGGUGAGGCUGGAGAGGGUCUUGUGGAACUCAGGAGAAUUGAAGCUGCUGAGGACAUUGCUUACAGGUUGGCAAAGAAUCGUAAUGUGGCUUAUCUACCAAGCAACCAGACCACCCUUUUGUCUCUUCCUCAGUGAGAAUAUUCUGAGAUUUAUGAUAUACCAUAAUGAAAUCCAGAGUUCAGUGACGUAUUGUGUGGUAUAGGUAUUGGAAUCACAAUAAAAGUCAAAGGAAUUUGUGGAAGGAUAUUAUUUGUCCUUGAAUUUUCACAUUGUAGUAGUUGCCAUUAUUACAGCAAUUAUUUUUUUAUAGCUGCUUACUAGUAGUGGGAAAGGAGCAGCUUUUUGUUUGUUUUUCUUAGUUUUUCGAAAAGCACAAUAAGCAGUUAUUUGUUAGGUGGGAGAAAACAAUAUUCAACUGUUGAAUUAAUGCUCCCCAAGUAUAAAGUUUUGUUUAAAUGUAAAACAAGAUUUCAGUAAUUCUGUUAUAAUGUAUCUUGUUAAGUGACUGUAGUUAUUAAAGCUUGCAUUCCACUUCUACUCUACUAAUAUGUUUCCAACAAAAUUAACGAGAGUUUAGUAACAAUUUAAUUUACUUUUUAAGUGAAGGACUUGUAGCAGUUAAACAUCAUGUGGGCAUUUAGGAAAUUGUGCUAACCAGUAAAGACAGGUACUAACAAUCUGUUAUGUAUAAAGAAAUGUUCAAAUUGUAAUUACCAUUUUGUAAAGAAAGUUAAAUGAUUAUUU
Molecule: messenger RNA, 1248 nt
Organism: Cherax quadricarinatus
Lineage: Eukaryota; Metazoa; Arthropoda; Malacostraca; Decapoda; Parastacidae
Source: RefSeq, a predicted model, not a curated record